Messenger RNA from Syngnathoides biaculeatus (alligator pipefish), 3259 nucleotides. RefSeq names its product EGF containing fibulin extracellular matrix protein 1 (gene efemp1). Bases 8 to 1525 code for a protein of 505 amino acids. The transcript has 11 exons. NCBI's taxonomy places the organism in Eukaryota, Metazoa, Chordata, Actinopteri, Syngnathiformes, Syngnathidae. Gene Ontology annotation, molecular function: calcium ion binding. The record is from RefSeq and is a predicted model, not a curated record.
GCGUGUCAUGCACUCACCCCCACUCGUGUUCAUCCCGAAUGCUGUUCCACUCGCACACCAUCCACGCCAAACCAACACCUCCGCCGUGUCGGAACUUUUUUUUUUUUUUUUUGUUAUUAUCCUUCGCUCCCCAGUGACCGUCAACAUGUUGUGGAUCUGCGUGGGUCUCCUCGCUGCUCUUUCCCCCUUCGUCGUCCCACAGGAGGUUCAGGAGCCAGUCUCUUAUUCGUGCACUGAAGGUUAUGAAUUUGACAGUUUGAGAGAGCAGUGCAAAGACAUCGACGAGUGCGCCCUGCUGGACGACGCCUGCAAAGGAGGCAUGCAGUGCAUCAACCACUACGGCGGCUACCUGUGCCUCCCCAAGAGCGCCAUCAUCGUCAUCACCAAGGACGGCGAGGAGGUGACGCCCCAAGAGCCCCCCGCCCCGGUGCCCGCCGUGCCGCCCGGCCAGCCGCAGCAGCCCGCCCGGGUGUUUCCCGGCGCCAGGCUCCCUCACGGCGGCAGGAUGACGGUCCGCUGCUCCGCCGGCUUCGCGGCGGACGAGCAGAACGUCUGCAGAGACGUAGACGAGUGCGCGACAAGCCGAUACACUUGUGGGCCCGAGCAGACUUGCUUCAACACCAGAGGCUCGUACACCUGCCAGUGUCCUGCGGGCUAUCAGAGGAACAGAGACCAAUGUGUAGACAGGGACGAGUGCGCAAUGUCCCACUACUGCAUGCACACGUGCGUGAACACUCGGGGCUCGUACUACUGCGAGUGCAAUGCCGGUCACCAGUUGGCCACCAACAACCACAGCUGCGUCGAUGUCAACGAAUGCGACACGCAGAAUCCCUGUCAGCACCACUGCUACAACCUGAUUGGCUCCUUCUUGUGCCAGUGCGACCAGGGCCACGAGCUGGCCCCGGACUUGGUUUCCUGCCAAGACAUCAACGAAUGCAGCUUCUCCAGCUACAUGUGUCAGUACCAGUGCAUCAACAGUCCGGGGAGUUACUCGUGCGAGUGCCCUGAAGGAUACCAGCUACAGGGCAACCGGUUGUGUCAAGACGUGAACGAGUGCGAGACAGGCACGCACAACUGCCAAGACGAUGAGAUGUGCUGGAACUACUACGGCGGUUUCCGCUGCUACCCCAGAAACCCCUGCGAGGCGCCCUACACCCAAUCCUCGGAAAACCGGUGCAUCUGCCGCUCUCAGGCCGAGUGCCAAGGCCUGCCGCCGUCCAUCGUCUACAAGUACAUGAGCAUCCAGGCCGAGCGCCCCGUGCCCGCCGACAUCUUCCAGAUCCAGGCCACCAGCACCUACGUCAACACGCAGAACACCUUCCGGAUCAAAGCCGGGAAUGAGGCGGGGGACUUCUUCCUCCGGCGUUCCAGCAACGUGAGCGCCAUGCUGGUGCUCACCAAGCCUCUGUCGGGCCCCAGGGAGUACGUGGUGGACCUGGAGAUGAUCACGCACCACCUGACCAUGAACUACCGCUCCAGCUCCGUGCUGAGGCUCACCAUCAUCGUCGGAGCGUACGCCUUCUAAGCAUCCGCCGUUACCACGCAGCCAAUGUCUGUCUUUCCGCGCGGCAUACUGUACAUUUCCCAUACUUUACCUUAUAAUUCAUAGAAUAGGAGCGCUCGCAAACAGGAAGUGCCCACCGGACGGCGAUGAAGAAGACAUGGAGGGGGGGGGGGGCAUAUUAUGCUCCAUGUACAAACAUCGUCUCGUGCCGAAAUAGCGCAAAUGAGAAUUACCGAUACAAAAUGUAACAGCCACCCUCAGACGAAAAUAAAAGAUGCAGCAUAAUUUCAGGUGAUUAAAUAUUAAAUGGAGGGUUCCAUGUUCAAUUGAAAUUGCACGAUAUGAGAACCUGGUUUGAUCCUGCACAAACGUUCAAUUUUCAGUCAUUUAUGAGUUGAACAGAUGCAAACCACUCUUUGUAAAACGGAUACAAUGAUGUGGAUUGAAUCUGGUUUGUUAUUACAAAUGUUGAACCUGCAAAAACAUCAAAUUUGAUUUCCGUCACAUAAAAAUUUACAGACAUAAACAACACAACAGAGGUGUACAAUUUCAGUCAAAUUUCAUAUUUGGACAAAAAUACUGUAUAAACAUCUUACCAUUUUCACGAGCGUUGCCCGGAAUGGAUCCAGAUUGAAUAUGGUUUUACACAAAUAUAAACACACAUAACUUUGUUAAAUGGCUGACCUGGAUGGGAUCCAUCUUGAUACAGAUUAUGUGUAAAUCCUGCAUGAACGUGCACAAUUUUGUUCAAAUUAGACACGAUUUGACAGAAAUAUGAACCCCUGACCGUGUUAAAUGGGAUCAUUUGGAUCAGAUCCAGAUUGAAACAGGUUGGACACGUUUCACGCUUGUAUGAAUGUGUACAGUUUCCUUCAAAUUGGAUUUAUUGACAGUUACGCUGCCAGCGAUCGGCCACGUUGAGUGGGAUUGAAAGGGGUGCGACAUUAUGUUCCAACCCUGUAAUAACAUACAAAUUGACAGACAUAUAAAUAUGGUUUGAUUUUUUUUUAAUUUUGAAAUAAUAACUACCUAGCCGUUAAAAAAAAAUAAAUCCAUGUUGAUCUAUUAAAAAAAUAGUUACAGUAUACACAAAGCAAAGGGGAAAUCACAUGUAUUUUACAACACUUUUAAAUAUAAUUUUUUUCGUCUGUGCUCAUGAGUAACCAGUUUCUCAUUUUCCCGGAAAGCUUUCAGAGGCCGGACUUUCGCGCCAGGCCGUCGGGUCGCUUGCUUUCAUACGCAUUAAGUCAUGUAGGUAACAAAAUCAGGGGCGUGUGCGCGAGAGAGGGCGGGGGGAGGGGGGAGGCCGAGCCGUUAAUACCUUUUUUUCGCCGAUGACACUUCCAGCGCCAAUAACAGGAAAUGUGCGCGGCGGCUCGCCAACGGGGGCCGGCCCGCGGGUCGCCCGGCUCCACCCGCGUGCGGCACAUAUGGACGACGUGUGUGUGUGUAGCCUUGACUUUAAAAAAAAUACAAAUAAAUAAAAAUUAUUUUAACUCGGUCGUCAGCCAUCGUGCCUUAAAAGGACAAGACGCAAAAAAAAAAUAUAUAUAUAUAUAUGAAAAAAAAUUACCCCAUCACGCACAGCACUAAUCAAAUUGUUCAUGCUUUUCCUAUAUUGUUUAUAUCUUUAUAUGUAUUUUUCUUGGGUCUCAUAUUUAAAAUAUAUUUUUUUGAAACACGUAUCUUGUAUCGAAUGUUUGUACCCGGAAGAGCGACAAAAGUUAUAUUGUGGAAUAAAAUGAUUUCCAAAGA